Dermacentor silvarum is the source of this 937-nucleotide messenger RNA. RefSeq lists its product as uncharacterized. NCBI's taxonomy places the organism in Eukaryota, Metazoa, Arthropoda, Arachnida, Ixodida, Ixodidae. Gene Ontology annotation, molecular function: amine binding. Gene Ontology annotation, biological process: symbiont-mediated perturbation of host defenses. The transcript is spliced from 5 exons. The record is from RefSeq and is a predicted model, not a curated record. Bases 310 to 864 code for a protein of 184 amino acids.
CAUAUGGGCGCAUCCUGCAGAAAUUCUGCGCCGCAUCCCGCCGAAUAAUUUUUUCUAUAGCAUUCAUCCUCGUGUUACAACAUGCUGACAGCAUUCAUCCACGUGUUACGAAAUGCUGAUAACAGUGGUAAAGCUGGCAACCAAAAAAUAAAGGCAGCAAGGUAUUCAGUUUUAAAUACCGAGCGCAGGAUACACCAACCGUUUAUUUCAUAAUUUCGUCGUCCCGCCGCAUACUUAAAGCAGGGAGUUCGUGAAGUCGCCACGUUAGCUGUUGCAGACCACUCAACGCUGAUAUUAAGAUCGCUGGAAAUGGCUACCUCUGCAUCGGUCAUGAUCUCGUGGUUCAUGAUCACUGCUUCUCUGGUACGAGCUCAAGAUUUUCCUGAAAGACAACCGGAGCUUGGCGUUUAUCAAGACGAAUCCGAGUGCUUCCCUUUCCAAGGAACCUUGUACGAGGUGUACAGAAAUUUCGAAGAGGACAAGUAUUACGGAGGCAAAGCGAAAUGCGUUCGUGGCUCUCAAUCCGGCGACGGUAAAGACGGCAGCUAUCCAGUCAUGAUCGAAUUUGGAGACGGCGGAGUCAUGAACACUACAUUCACGCUUGCGUCCUCUCCUGGGUACAACGUUUCAAAUGUCAUGAAGGUCACGCCCGCAGAGAAUCCAAGUGAAGCGUUCAACCUGACAGCGGCCUAUCGAAGCUGUACGGAGUGCAAAGUGCUCCGUCAUAGCUACAUUGACGGUGGGAAAGGCUGCAGUUACUGGGCGACAGAGAUAGCACUUAAGCAAAAGAAUACUUGCUGUGAAUUCGUUUACGCUCUGCUGUGUGGCACUGCGAAAUACCAAGUAUACGAAGAAGGCUGCUAGAAGAGCCACUCCUGGCUCGGACGUCGAAACUGGCCAAUCACAGAGCUGUGCUAUGGCUCGCUGUCGGUAAAUU